AUGUCAGUGGAGACAGCAUGCGAGCACACCCACCUAGUGCACUCUAGUGAAGGGGAAGCCUCUGGAGAUGGGCCCGCUGCGUUAACAAGGAGAAUUGGUGGUUGGGUUUUGUAUGUUACUGCUCAAGGUACUCCUGCCUCCCCUCUGUUAACACAUGGGAACGUAUCUGUCCGCCUUCCAAGUGUCACCGCCAGGUCGACCGCCUUUGGGAAAGAGAUCAGGCCGAUAUCGAAACAAAAAAGAUCUGGGGUCAAGCCAUUCAGCAUGAUUCCAGACAUCCUCGGAACCAGGCCGGCGGGUAUGGUUUAUUUGUCAAGUCAGUUUCCAGUUCCUGGGGUGAAACAUGAGGUUACGUUGAAGAUGGGAGCGCGCUUAACCACCACCGAUGGCACUAUACCGAACGCUAAACAUUCAGCCUCUGGCAACUCACUCCGGGACAUUGAAGAUGAGAGGCACAGUAAUAGACGAACAGACGAGGUCAUCACCAACGGCUACAGUAUGAUUCUCUUUCUCCUCCUGACUGUUGCCUCGAAGGGUCUUCUCCAAAUAUUCAUUUGUUGGGGACCACGGAGGGACCCAGCAUCUCCAAGGCAAUCCGGCAUCUCAUUUGUGAAUGGCAGUGACGAUGAGAAACAAAGGACAAGGAAGGAAGGUUUCUGA
This is a messenger RNA of Neurospora crassa OR74A, 660 nucleotides long. RefSeq lists its product as hypothetical. The coding region runs from base 1 to 660 and encodes 219 amino acids. The transcript is spliced from 2 exons. The record is from RefSeq and is a predicted model, not a curated record. Lineage: Eukaryota; Fungi; Ascomycota; Sordariomycetes; Sordariales; Sordariaceae.